AUGGACGUGUGGGGCCCAGCCCACGUCCGUGGACAGGGUCACGAGCGCUACUUCCUGCUGGUGGUUGACGAUUACUCGCGUUACACCACAGUCUUCCCCUUGCGCCGCAAGGAUGAGGUCACUGAGGUGUUGAUCGACUGGAUCCGCGCUGCUCGUCUCCAGCUCAGGCAGAGUUUCCGCUCUGACUUUCCUGUUUUGCGUCUGCACUCCGACAGAGGUGGGGAGUUUUCCUCAGGCCCUCUGCGAGCCUACUGUCGUGCGAGGGGCAUCCGCCAGACGUUCACGCUUCCGGCCUCUCCGCAGCAAAAUGGGAUUGCUGAGCGCCGCAUUGGCAUGGUCAUGGAUGUCGCUCGCACGUCCAUGAUCCAUGCGGCUGCUCCCCAUUUUCUGUGGCCAUUUGCGGUUCAGUACGCGGCGCGUCAGAUCAACCUUCAGCCCCGGGUCUCCAUGCCGGGGACCUCCCCCACUCUGCUGUGGACGGGGAAGGUUGGCGAUGCGUCUGCGUUCCGUGUCUGGGGAUCUCGGGCUUUUGUCCGAGACUUGUCUGCGGACAAGAUGUCCUCCCGUGCUGUUCCCUGCGUCUUCCUUGGCUUCCCCCCUGACGCGCCUGGCUGGCAGUUCUACCACCCCACCUCGCGCCGUGUUCUGUCCUCCCAGGACGUCACGUUUGACGAGUCGGUUCCGUACUACCGUCUCUUCCCCUACCGCGCUGCCCCCCUGCCACCCCCACCACUUUUCCUCGUGCCAGGUCCCCCCCAGGUCGACCCCCUCCCCCCUCAAGGCCCUGCUCCUUCAGGUGUGUCUCAGGUAGACCCCCCCCCCUUGGCUGAGCCUUUGGAGGUCACUUCCGACACCUCUGGCCCACCCGAGGGGGGUGACGCUGCUGCUGGCGCCCCGACGGCCUCCCGCCGCGCUCCCCGCUUGGAGACCCCUCCGGGGUUCCCUCCGCGACCUUCUUCACCGCCUCCGUCGCCGGUUCCUGUUGACUCUGGAGCUGUUGUGGGCGGUGCUCCUGGGGGCGCUGGGUCUGGGGGUGCUGAGUCUGGGGGUGCUGAGCCUGCGUGUGAGGAGACUGGAGGCCUUGCGCCUGGGGGUGCUGAGUCUGGGGGUGCUGCGUCUGGGGGUGCUGAGCCUGUAUCUGCGGAGUCUGGGGGUACUGAGUCUCGCGGGGAGCCACUUGAGGGUUCUGAGACUGCUGCUGUGCGGUCCCCUUGGCGUGGCCGCCUUCGUUCGCGUGUGCCUCUCACUCCACAGCAGCUGCACGACUGGUACGGUCGCCGUCCGGGUCGAGCUGCUGGAGCUCGGGGCUCUGCUGCUGGAGGCUCUGGUUCCGGAGACCCUGGGGCGGGAGGUGCCGGCUCUGGGGGUGCUAGUGCGGGCGGUUCUGCGGUUGGCGACCCUGCGUCUGGAGGUGCCGGUUCUGGGGGUGCUCCUCCUGGGGACACUGGAGCUUCUGGAGGUGCUGGAGCUGCUGGAGACACUGGAGCUGCUGGAGGUACUGGAGCUCGUAGAGACACUGGAGCUGCUGGAGGUGCUGGAGCUACUGGAGGUGCUGGAGCUGCUGGAGACGCUGGAGCUGCUAGAGGUGCUGGCGCUGCUGGAGACGCUGGUGCUGCUGGAGCUGCUGGAGGUGCUGGAGCUGCUGGAGGUGCUGGAGCGACCGCCGCCUGUACCUAG
Messenger RNA from Closterium sp. Yama58-4, 1677 nucleotides. The record is from the annotation of a GenBank genome assembly. Lineage: Eukaryota; Viridiplantae; Streptophyta; Zygnematophyceae; Desmidiales; Closteriaceae.